Molecule: messenger RNA, 2805 nt
Organism: Synchytrium microbalum
Lineage: Eukaryota; Fungi; Chytridiomycota; Chytridiomycetes; Synchytriales; Synchytriaceae
Exons: 10
Coding region: 1-2805 (934 amino acids)
Biological process (GO): protein deubiquitination
Molecular function (GO): cysteine-type deubiquitinase activity
Source: RefSeq, a predicted model, not a curated record
AUGCCAGGAGGAGGCAGCGAGCGGUCGUCGAGUAAUCCAGGUCGUCCUAGGUCCCUCGAUGAGCUUCAGUCGCUAACGACAGUCAAAUAUGACAAGACUCCUCAUCAUUAUCUAACUUGGUGUCGCUCAGUAGAACGAUUAUUUGAAGAGGGAAACAUUGCCAGACUGAAUGGAGAUAUCGAGGAAGCCUAUAUUAGAUUCACUAGAGGCUUGGUCAUCAUACUGGAACUGAUACCUAAACUGCCAGGAUUUCAAAAGUCCAAUGCUGAAUACCUCAAGUCUGUCACGGUGAUAUUCCCAUUAUGUGAAGAGAUAAAGCUGGAAAUCACCCGCCGAUAUCUAGAAUGGAAGUCAACGCAACCAGAAGCACCAUCGCAAUCACAGUCAUCAUCACUACCACCGACAUUCACACCUCAAGUCCCAGUCCCCACUCGACGUGCAUCAACGAAAACGAUGAUUGAUGACGUGCCAUCACUUUACGAACUGGGCAAUUCAGCAUCACCGCCUCCGUCCGGUCCGUUGCUGAGGGAUAGUUGGAUUGGAGGACCGCCAGAUAUGAGUAAAAUGGAGUCAAUGACGCCAAAUCAGCUGGCACAGUUCCUGGUGCAAGCUGGAGCUGAUGAGUCCGCUACUGUGCUGGUGUUGGAUGUCAGACCACAGAGUGAAUUCUUGGAGGGACAUGUUAGAUGGAAUAAGAAGAGGAGGGCUGAUGGCAGGUUGUGUGGGGGUGUUAUUAAUAUUAAUCCGCUUUGGCUUACUCCAGGAAUGGUCUCAGAGGCAAUCGAAAAGUGUCUAGAACUGUUACCGGGAAUGUACAACACCUUAAUUCCGAAACAAUUAUUCUUACAAAAAGACCAAUUCGACCUAAUUGUAUAUAUGGAUUCCAAGUCAUCAUCCCUGACCGAGUCUGGGCCUCUACAAAUAGUACACAACUCUAUUUAUUCAUUUGAAACUGAACGAAUACCUCGAUUUCCUCCCAAGAUCCUACUCGGGGGAUUUCAAGGUUGGGUCAAGACACUAGAAGAAAAGAAUGGGAAUAAAGAGCAAUGGAUUGAAGUUGGUCCUGGAUGGGGUGGUAGUGAUGAGUUGGAUCCUAAUUCAAAGUUGUUUGCUGCACUCGAGCCUGCACCACAGAGGCCAGCCAGAAAUCCAAGGAGGAAUUCUGAGGUGGAAGAUGUGUCGGGUAUUGUUAGGGAUCCUUAUGAAUAUAUAUCUCGAGCUCCGAUACCUAUACGAACAACGUCUGCACGAGAAUCGGAACCUGUUAUACCGCCACGAAGUCCAGCUCGAACCCAUCCUUUUGAUUCUCCACUUACAUUCAUGUCGUCAAGUGUCCCACCUAGUAGACAUUCAUCACUGGGACUUGACAAGGAAAACCAACAACCUCAAUAUGAUCCAUCAAGAUACCGAGAAGCGUCAUCCUCAUAUAAUUAUCCAGUUUUACCGUCAAGCAGUAGUAGUAAUAAUAGUAAUAAUACCGGACGAAACCAACUGCCAGGUUCUCCGAUGCAGAUGGAAGCACCACCAUUACCCUAUAAACCAACAGAAGCUGCAUAUAACGAGUAUGCAAACCUGCCACUUACAUCUCCCUCGUAUGAACCUCCAUAUGUCUUCCCGCCACGAUCAUCACUGCCAGCAGGAUCUGCUGCAUCAACGGCUGGUCCGCUCGCUUCACGAUACUAUGCACCACAAAUACCAGCUGAAAUCAUUCAGUGGGAUUCAUCAUCAACACUAGCAUCAGCAGGUCUGAAAAAUCUAGGCAAUACAUGUUUCAUGAGCUGUAUCCUGCAGUGUUUGAGUGGGACACUACCACUAGCAACCUUCUUCAACAAUGGUAAAUACAGAAGGCACCUGAAUCGAGAAAACAUUCUAGGUACCAAAGGACAAGUGGCAGAUGCCUUUGCCGCACUUAUCAAGGACAUGUGGUCGCAAGAUGAGACGGUGAUUACUCCAACAAAGUUUAAAGCUACUGUUGGAACUUGUGCACCUCAGUUUCGUGGUAAUGAGCAACAGGAUGCGCAAGAGUUUUUGGCAUUCUUGUUGGAUGCGUUACAUGAGGAUUUGAAUGAUGCUAGAGGUCGAGGACCACCACCUGCCAUGACUACCGGAGAGGAAGAUGAACGAUAUCCAGAUGAUGAGGCUUCAAUUAGGAGCUGGAAUCGAUAUCAGUUAUUGAAUAAGAGCUAUAUUGUGGAUUUAUUUCAAGGGCAACUGAAAUCAAAGUUAGAGUGUAUGACUUGUCAUAAGACCUCAACGACUUUUGAUUCUACAAUGUACUUGUCAUUGCCCAUACCAGCAGCCAAAAAGAAAGGAGCAAGCAUAUCACUCGAUGAUUGCCUAUCCAAAUUCCAUGAAGAAGAGAUACUAGAUAAAUCUGACGCCUGGAUGUGCCCACAAUGUCGUGUGCCUCGAAAAGCUACCAAGAAAUUGACUAUACAAAGGCUGCCCGUCAUAUUACUGAUACACUUGAAACGAUUCUACUUCCAAGGCCCCUUCCGUAAUAAGAUUGAGACUGUAGUUGAUUUUCCUUUGCAGAACCUGGAUUUGACCAAAUAUGUACCAACAAAUACUCCAACAACUCGAGAUGGGGGUCAGCCUGUAUAUAACUUGUAUGCUGUGUCUAACCAUUUCGGUGGAUUGAAUGGUGGACAUUAUACCGGCAUUGUCCGUAAUGGCUAUCGAAAGGAGUGGUAUAACUUUGAUGAUGCUCGAGUUGGAAGGGUUGAUGCUAAUGCUGUCAAGCCGCCUACAUUCUAUUCUACGUCAGGAGAGACGUUACAUAGUGGUCAUGUACUCGUUGAGUAA